AUGCAUCUUAUGUACACCCUUGACAAGGACGGAAAGCGGAUUUACACGCUCAAGAAGGUCCUGAAUGGCGAGGUUACAAAAUCCGCACACCCAGCCAGAUUUUCUCCGGAUGACAAGUAUUCAAGGCACCGUGUUACCCUGAAGAAGAGAUACGGCCUUCUGCUUACCCAACAACCUGACAAGGAGGCUGCGAAAAUUUAAAAGAAUUUAUAAAGGGGCAAAGAAAAUAAUAUGUUAUGGUGCUUUGAUCUAUUAUUGGCGAAUGGUGUUAUGUCGUUGGGGAUUCAAUGUCGACUAUAUCCAGUUCAUUAUGUUUUCUGAUCUCAGGGCCAUACUUGCGAAUCUCUUUUUGAGGCUCCUGCCUUGUGCUUGUGCAGAUACCUAUGCCAAUCUGAGACCCUUGUUGCUCAUGAAUCUAUCAACAAAAACCAUCCACAGAAAAAUCCAACAUGAUAGAGCUUUUGAG
This is a messenger RNA of Monascus purpureus, 466 nucleotides long. The record is from the annotation of a GenBank genome assembly. Lineage: Eukaryota; Fungi; Ascomycota; Eurotiomycetes; Eurotiales; Aspergillaceae.